Messenger RNA from Lycium barbarum (goji berry), 2981 nucleotides. RefSeq names its product putative pentatricopeptide repeat-containing protein At1g77010, mitochondrial. Gene Ontology annotation, biological process: RNA modification. The record is from RefSeq and is a predicted model, not a curated record. Bases 249 to 2288 code for a protein of 679 amino acids. The transcript has 3 exons. Lineage: Eukaryota; Viridiplantae; Streptophyta; Magnoliopsida; Solanales; Solanaceae. Gene Ontology annotation, molecular function: protein binding; RNA binding.
UUUUUAAUUAGAGGUGUGAAUACAAAUUCACAACAAAUUAAAAUGUCUAUCCUCAUAAUUUCGUAAAACAAUUAGCACAUGAACUUUUUGCCUUUUCACUAAUUACUAUAUUUCAAUAAUAGCUACUAUUACUUAAUGAGUUACAAAUAUACCUCUUGUUUCUUAAAAUUGAAUAAUUAAUGCCUUGGAGUAUGAGUAUUUGGGAUGAAAUUUUCUGAUGGACUAAAGAAUCUCAUGUCCAUACAUAGAUGGAGCUAGACUUGCAAUCUUGUGCUAGACUGCUCAGCACAAUCAACAGCAACCAAUCUCUCCCACAUGGAAAGCAACUCCACCUUGUUUUCCUCAAAAGGGGCAUCCUUAACUCUGCUCUAACAAUAGCUAAUCGCCUUCUUCAAAUGUACACUAAGUGUGGACAAAUAACUGAUGCAAGAAACCUGUUCGAUGAAAUGUCUGAGAGAAACUGUUUCACUUGGAAUACCAUGAUUGAAGGGUACAUGAAAUGGGGAAAGAUAAAUAAUUCUUUAGACUUGUUUCGUUUAAUGCCUAACAAGAAUGAGUUUUCUUGGAAUGUGGUGAUUCUUGGUCUUGUUAAAGCUGAGGAAUUGAGUGUUGCUAGAAGACUUUUGCAUGAAAUGCCAUCGAAAAACGAAAAAGUUUGGAAUGGAAUUAUUCAUGGGUACGCGAAAACGGGUUUCCCUGGAAUGGCUUUACACUUGUUUAAGGAGUUUAUAGACUGGGAUUUACAUGAAAUGGAUUCAUUUGUUUUGGCAACUGCAUUAGGGGCGUGUGCUGAUGCGAGAAGUAUUGAUAUAGGGAAGCAAAUUCAUGCUCGUAUUAUCGUGGAUGAAGUUGAAGUUGAUUCCGUGUUGGCAAGUUCUUUAGUUAACAUGUAUGGAAAGGGUGGUGAUUUGGAUAGCGCGAGCUAUAUUUUGAAUAGAAUGCAGAAUCCUGAUAACUUUUCCUUGUCAGCGUUGAUAUCAGCAUAUUCAAACUGUGGUAGAAUGGAUGAUGCUAGAAGGAUCUUCAAUCUGGUAACUGAUCCUUGUAUUGUGUUAUGGAAUUCCAUGAUAGCAGGGUAUGUGGUAUGCGAUAAAGUGUUGGAAGCAUUGUUGCUUUUUGAGGAGAUGCACAGAGAGGGAGUUAUAGGGGAUUCCUCUACAUUAGCUAGUGUAUUGAAUGCCUGUGCUAGUGCACAUGCCGUUAAAAAUUGUUUGCAAGUUCAUGUUUAUGGUUUUAAGCUUGGACUGUUGGAUGACCUUUUUGUUGCUAGUGCACUCAUUGAUACAUAUGCUAAAUGUGGAUGUCCUGAUGAAGCUUCCAAAGUUUUUAAUGAACUUAAAAUACAUGAUACCGUCUUGCUAAAUUCUAUGAUUACCAUUUAUUUUAAUUGCAACAGAAUUGAAGACGCAAGGCAAUUAUUUGAGUCAAUGCCCUAUAAGAGUUUAAUAUCUUGGAACUCUAUGAUAAUUGGUCUUAAUCAAAAUGGUUGUCCAGUUGAAGCACUGGAUAUUUUCUACAGGAUGAAUAGGAUGGAUUUUAGGAUGGACAAAUUUAGCUUUUCAAGUGUGAUCAGUGCCUGUGCAAGCAUUGCAUCAGUUGAACUUGGUGAACAGAUUUUUGCAAGAGCUGUUAUCAUGGGCAUUGAUUGUGAUCAAAUAAUUUCUACCUCCUUAAUUGAUUUCUACUGCAAGUGUGGUUUUGUUACUGAUGCCAGGAAGCUGUUUGACCAAAUGAUUAAAUCCGACGAGGUUUCGUGGAAUUCUAUGUUGAUGGGAUAUGCUACAAAUGGUCACGGAAAUGAAGCAUUGAAUCUAUUCCACGAAAUGAGAAGUGUGGGUGUUUCACCAACAAAUAUCACAUUUAUUGGUGUAUUGUCUGCCUGUGAUCAUUGUGGUCUACUAGAAGAGGGAAAAAAGUGGUUUUAUUCAAUGAAUAACGAUUACCACAUUGAUCCAGGGAUUGAACAUUACUCCUGUAUGGUAGAUCUUUAUGCACGAGCAGGAUGUCUUGAAGAAGCUAUGAACCUCAUUGAAAAGAUGCCAUUUGAGGCAGAUUCAAGUAUGUGGCUAUCCAUUUUGAGAGGAUGUGUAGCUCAUGAUAAUAAGAUACUAGGAGAGCUCGUGGCGCAACGCAUUAUAGAGCUUGAUCCUGAGAAUUCAGGUGCUUUCGUGCAGUUAUCAAACAUAUUUGCUACUUCUGAGGACUGGGAAAGAUCUGCUAUGGUCCGGAGGCUGAUGAUAGAAAAGAAAAUCCAUAAGAGUUCUGGUCGAAGUUGGAGUGAUAUAUGAGAAGAAGUGCAGGGUACAGGUCUCCGGAUAAUUAUUACAGCAGCGGGAGAAGUACAGUGAGUGAUCAUUGUUCAUGGGGAUAAGAAAGACCUGGUCUUACCUCCUAUAGUAGCAACAACCCAAGUAAUUAUUAUUCCUGCGCCCUUCAAAGGAUGCUGGCACUCGAGGGAUAUUUGAUGCAUGUGCUGCCGUGGUAGAAAACUUGAAUGAAUCAGGUAUUCAUGCUGAGACAAACUUCAGAGACAACUAUUUCUUGGCUGGAAAUAGUUUUGCUUGGAGAAUGAAGGGAACCAGGACAAAAAGGCCUUGCAGACAACCAGGUACAAGCUGUUUGACACUACAAUGCAGCCAAAUCAGAUAUUCCAUGGCUAAUGUAGUUGAACUAGUAAAAGAUAUGCUCACCUCUAUCCUCCAAUAAAAUCUAUUUGAUGUUGCGAAACAAAAGCUAGUUGCUUGUCUUCAGUUUGUAAGAGCCUGAGAUGAAUUUGAGGAAGCGCUGAACCAAAAGAUAUUGGUCUUGGCUCCUUGUGGAUUAUGAGGUGUGUACACUUUCAAAGUGGUUGCAUCUGAGGUUAAAUUGUUAUGUUCACUUCUGGAUUGGGUUCUUUUGUCUGAUUUUUGGGUCGAGAUAGUAAUAGUAGAGCUGUAAAACUGACAUAUUUGUGAAUAAAGCUCAACCCAACUUGUAUCAAA